AUGGACACACCAAUUGGCAAGGAUCUCACAAAUCAAGUGAUUGGAAAGGUUUAUAAAUUAGUAAAACGAAUUGGGAGUGGGGCUUUUGGAGAAAUAUAUUUGGUGGCUAAAGGGAAAGAGGAAUAUGCCAUGAAACUUGAAAGAAGUGAUACGAAACAUCCAUAAAUAUUUUUUGAGGCAAAGUUGUACAACUACUUGCAAGGAUCUGAUCCUAGAAUUCCUAGAAUAUAUGCUUAAGGCUAAGACGGUGAUUAUAAUUACAUCGUCAUGGAUUUACUGGGCUAAAGUUUGGAAGAAUUAUUCAGCAAAAAUAACAAAAGACUAUCCCUCAAGACUGUGAUGAUGUUGGCUGAUCAAAUGAUUUAACGGAUUGAAUACAUACAUACGAAACAGUUCCUCCAUCGUGAUAUCAAACCAGACAACUUUCUAAUUGGUUUAGGUAAGAAGGCUACUCGCGUCUACAUUCUUGAUUUUGGUUUGGCCAAGAGAUAUUUAACUAAGGAGGGUCACAUUCCUUAUAGAGAAGGCAAGAGCUUAACCGGAACUGCUCGAUAUGCUUCUGUAAACACUCAUUUAGGUUUGGAAUAAUCAAGGAGAGACGAUCUAGAAUCAUUGGGAUAUGUGCUUAUGUAUUUGCUCAGAGGGCAAUUGCCUUGGCAAAACAUGAAAGCUAAUAAUCAAAAGGAUAAGUAUUAAAGAAUUAUGGAAAAGAAACUUGAAACCUCUCCAGAUGCACUUUGUAAAGGAUUUCCAAUUGAAAUGAGUCAAUAUCUAAAUUACUGUAAGAAUUUGAAGUUUGAGGACAAACCAGAUUAUAAUUAUUUGAGAGGUCUUUUUAAAGAUGCAUUUAAGAAGAUCGGUUUUGAUUGGGACUACAAAUUUGAAUGGAUCAAGGAUGAAUCCCUUGUAAAAACAUAAUAAGAUAUCCAAUCUGAAAAUAAAUUGAUGAUCAUGACUUAGCCAUUACAAUAACAGCAAUAAUAGUAACAAGGCAUCAAACCAAAUGGCAUUGAGUCUGAUAAGAAGAUUGGAAACACCAAUAGUCAUCAUCUUAAUUCCACUACACAGUAACAAUCGGGACAAAGAAGACCACAAUAGCAGACUAGCAAAGUGUCACAAUAGUUAUCAGUUGAGAAAAAGAGAACUACCUCUUAAAAUAAAUAGUUCAUCUAAUCUAAAGAGUUGGUCAAACCUGUUACUUAAGUGUUAGCCCCUAAGAUUGUUACUACUAAAGAACCACCUAGAAAAUAUUGA
Paramecium tetraurelia is the source of this 1254-nucleotide messenger RNA. RefSeq lists its product as uncharacterized. Gene Ontology annotation, biological process: signal transduction; endocytosis; peptidyl-serine phosphorylation. Lineage: Eukaryota; Ciliophora; Oligohymenophorea; Peniculida; Parameciidae. Gene Ontology annotation, molecular function: protein serine/threonine kinase activity; ATP binding. The record is from RefSeq and is a predicted model, not a curated record. Gene Ontology annotation, cellular component: cytoplasm; nucleus. The transcript is spliced from 4 exons.